Molecule: messenger RNA, 2226 nt
Organism: Lepisosteus oculatus (spotted gar)
Lineage: Eukaryota; Metazoa; Chordata; Actinopteri; Semionotiformes; Lepisosteidae
Gene: atp1b1a
Product: ATPase Na+/K+ transporting subunit beta 1a
Biological process (GO): sodium ion export across plasma membrane; intracellular sodium ion homeostasis; potassium ion import across plasma membrane
Cellular component (GO): sodium:potassium-exchanging ATPase complex
Molecular function (GO): ATPase activator activity
Source: RefSeq, a predicted model, not a curated record
CGAGAGGGAUAUAUUGUGUGGGGGGUACGUUACAGUCACCCGAGUCCAACUCUGUCCUUUUUGGAAUUGGCAAGAAAAGAGGGGGCAGCUUGCACUCUGCAAGCUACCUGGGGGGGGACAAUUAAUUUUUUUUUUCCCUUAACGAAAAGAAUACGAUCCAACUCAAAGGGACUUUUUGUCUAAAAAAAAAAAAUCUAAUUCGAGAACAAACACACAGAAAAUGGCAGGGGCAAAUAAAGAAGGUGAUGGUGGCUGGAAGAAGUUUAUCUGGGAUUCGGAAAAGAAGGAAUUGUUGGGACGUACGGGCUCUAGCUGGUCCAAGAUCCUCUUGUUCUACUUCAUUUUCUAUGGCUUCCUGGCUGGUAUCUUCAUUGGAACCAUCCAGGCUCUUAUGAUGACCAUUAACAGCUAUAAGCCCACCUACCAGGACAGAGUUGCACCCCCAGGAUUAACACACACCCCUCGUUUAACCAAGACUGAAAUCUCCUUCAACCCAAAUGAAGAAGACUCUUACAGAGACUACAGAAUAGCCAUGAAUAACAUCCUGAAACAGUAUGAGGAAAAGACUCAAAUGGAUGACAUGAAGUUUGAAAACUGUGGUGAAAUCCCUUCAACCUACAUAAACCGGGGAGACUUAAAUGCAGAUCAAGGAACAAAAAAAGCCUGUCGUUUCAAAAGAUCUUGGCUUGGAAACUGCUCUGGCAUAGAUGACCCAAACUUCGGCUAUAAAUACGGCAAGCCUUGUAUGAUUGUCAAGCUGAACAGGAUUGUGAACUUCAGACCAAAGCCUCCAGCAACAAAUGAGAGCAUCCCAGAAGAAUUUCGUGACCGAGUGCAACCUAAUAUCAUCCCAGUUAUCUGCACUAACAGGAGAGAAGAGGAUGCCGGCAAGAUUGGGUUAAUCCAAUAUUAUGGCUUUGGUGGUGGCUUCCCUCUGCAGUACUAUCCGUAUUACGGAAAGCUGCUCCAUCCCCAGUACCUUCAGCCACUGGUGGCGAUCCAGUUCACCAACCUGACGUUGAACACUGAGCUGCGCAUUGAGUGCAAGGCUUACGGACAGAACAUCGAAUACCACGAAAAGGACCGCUUCCAGGGACGCUUUGAUAUAAAGAUUGAGAUUAAGAGCUGAUGAUUGCAGCCGCAAGCUGCGCCUUCUCUGCCACCUCCCCCAUUUCAAAAACCAACAAAAAAAAUUUAAAAAAAAAUUAAACACAACUAGUCUUGAACAAACUGUCAUAACAUACGGGACCUACACUUAAUCUGUAUGCUUUACACUAGCUUUUCUGCAUAUAUCUAGGGUUAGAAUGUAAAUUCUGGAAAAGAGUAGCAAUAGCGUGAAGUAUUUAUUCUACUGUAAAUGACAAUAUUCCUUGAGCCAUGGGACAUGUUCAUUUAUUACUGUAAAUUAUAAUUCCACUACUGAUGUAGCGAGCAGUGUUUCUGUCCCCUAAGUAUUGCUGCCUUGUGUGGUUUUAAAUAUUUUUGGAGUGUACAGUACUGUAGUCGCAAACAAUGGUCCUUUCCAAACCAUGUUGUAAUUUCUGUAUUUUCUUAUGUGAGCAAGCUUUAGCGGUCCAAGGUGUAUAUAUAUGUAUACUUACUAACUGAAAAUACUGGCAUGGUACGCUCUGAUCUUAGGUCCAUGUGUGAGAAAAUGACUGCACUCCGUGGAGCUCUAUACCUUCUUUGUGUGUCUUAGUGUUUGAUUGUGGGAGAAAUUUUACAUACUUAUUUUCUUUUCCAUCACUUAAAUGUGGGAUGAAAGAUUUAUUACACUUUUUUUGUUUGAGCCUUUUACUUUCUUCCAUUUAUGCUUCAUUUUGUUGUAGAUCUGUGUGGAAGGCCUGUCGGACUCUUACCUUUAUGGGUAAUGGUGUUAGAUCAGUGCUUUUUUUAUUUUAUUUUUGCUGGGGUGUCACAGACUGUGAUGCAUCUUUCUAACGAAUGUUUUAGCCAUUUUCAUGGUGGAAGAAUUUUAUAUUUAUGCAGUUGUACAAUUUUUUUCUGCAGGAAAAAGUGUAAUGUAUAAAAUACCAAAGUUGCUGGUUGAAAAUUAGUAGAAAUCUCUGAAGCAAUGAAGUACCCCCAUGUUAGAGGAUGUUUUGUUGGUGUUAAAAGUGCAAAGUAAAUGUUGAACAUCAAUACACUUGUCCGGAGUCCCUGUACUCUCGUCAUUUAUUUAAUCUGGUUAAAACUUUGGGAAAAAUAAAAAUUGAGAAUAGAAAA